AUGAGUGAUGUUUUAAAAGUAAUAUUUAUGAUUUUAGAAAUACUCAUUUUAGAAGAUGAUAAUUACGUUGUUGCUGGAGAGAUGGGUUUAUUAGACUUGAAGGAUUUAGGACUCAGUACCUUCUUGCGGUUUACUCCUGCGUUAGCUCAAAAACUUGUAACUUGUAUAGAAAAGGCCUUCCCAUUGCGGAUGAAGGGGAUUUAUAUAAUACAUACCCCAUCCGGCUUUGAAACUGCUUUUCAGAUACUCAAAACGUUUUUGGGGGAUAAGUUGAAGAACCGAUUCCAAGUAAUCGGUCAAAAUAUAGAACAAGUGUAUAGCGUCUUCCCUAAAGAAGUUCUUCCAAAAGAAUAUGGUGGAAUGGCAAAGUCAUUGGACGAAUUAACUGUUUACUGGGGAACCAAAGUUGAAAGCUAUCAGGAUUGGUUCCUGGAACAGGAUAAACAAUACUCGGAUGAAUCUUUGAGACCGGAUAAACCUAGGACAUCAUCUACGUUGUUUGGUGUUGAAGGCUCUUUUAGAAAGUUAGAAGUCGAU
Brenthis ino (lesser marbled fritillary) is the source of this 537-nucleotide messenger RNA. Lineage: Eukaryota; Metazoa; Arthropoda; Insecta; Lepidoptera; Nymphalidae. The record is from the annotation of a GenBank genome assembly.